Messenger RNA from Scylla paramamosain (green mud crab), 2487 nucleotides. Its product is annotated as zwei Ig domain protein zig-8-like. The transcript is spliced from 6 exons. Gene Ontology annotation, biological process: synapse organization. Lineage: Eukaryota; Metazoa; Arthropoda; Malacostraca; Decapoda; Portunidae. The coding region runs from base 1 to 909 and encodes 302 amino acids. Gene Ontology annotation, cellular component: neuron projection membrane. The record is from RefSeq and is a predicted model, not a curated record.
AUGUCUGAGGUACCACACGCUCACUGCUGCUUCCGCCCUCAUCUGCUAGUCUUCCUGCUCUUCCUGCUGAGUGUUCUGGGAGGUGAGUACCGUCCACGGAGCCCAGACCACGCCCACGCCUCGACCCGUCCCUCCACUCACGCGCGGGGGGCGGGGGUGGAGGAGGGGGAGGAGAACACCUGGGAUGACUAUCUAAACACCCUCUUCGACCCUGUGUUUGACCCCAGCGUGCCCUCCAACGUGACAGCUGUGGAGGGUCAGACGGCUCAUCUCGUGUGUAGGGUCAACAAUCUCGGCACAAAGACGGUGUCUUGGAUCCGCCACCGGGACACACACAUCCUCACGGUGGGCUCCUUCACCUACACCAGCGACCACAGGUUCUCCGCGCUGCACCGGGAGGGCACCAACGAGUGGACGCUACAGAUACGCCAGCCCACAGUGAGGGACACGGGGCUGUACGAGUGUCAGGUGUCCACCAAGCCCACCAGGGGGUUUCUCAUCAGCCUUAGUGUUGUGGUGCCCCGUGCCAGCAUCCUGCACGCCCCGGAGCUGUACACACACGCAGGCGGGCCUCUCAACCUCACCUGCAUAGUGUAUCCCAGCCCAGCCGCGCCCGAGUAUAUCUUCUGGUACCGCAGAGGACAGGUGAUUAACUACGAGAGUGACGGCAGCGUGAGGGUGGACGUGAGGCAGCAAGGUGAGCGUACGGUGUCCAGCCUCCUGGUGCAGCGGGCAACCUUGGGGCACUCCGGGCGGUACCAGUGCGCCCCCUCCAACACGCGCCGUGCUGCCAUUGACGUACACGUGUUCAAGGCAGAGGAACCGGCAGCCAUGCAAACAAGUGGCAACGUUUGUAUACCACCAUUUGAUCUUCUCCUGUUAGUCAUGGUGUUAGUAAUAAGCUGUUAGUGUGUGUGUGUGUGUGUGUGUGUGUGUGUGUGUGUGUGUGUGUGUGUGUGUGUGUGUGUGUGUGUGUGUGUGUGUACCUUAAUAUCUCAAAAAUACUUCCAUAAACUAAAAAAAAUAUACAUAAACACACGUUAGUUUAUACAUAUAAGGUUAUACAUACGAGGAACGAGUUGUAAAUAGUAUGUCAUGUAUGUAUGUAUGUAUGUAUGUAUGUAUGUAUGUAUGAAUGGUUCUCUGUGGUUUCAGAUAAUGUUAUAUGUAUGAUGUAUGCAGUGGUCUAGUGUAUGUAUACCUGUCUUUCUAUGUAUACAUGAGUGGCUGUAUGUGUAUUAUGUGUAAGUAUGAAUGAAUGUGUAACUUUUCCUACGUGUGUGUGUGUGUGUGUGUGUGUGUGUGUGUGUGUGUGUGUGUGUGGUUGUACUCGUAUAUGUAUGAAUGAAUGUGAAUGGGUGAAUAUUUUCUCCUAUGUAUGUAAGGCUGUAUGAUAUCACAAUGUAUACCUAUGUAUGAACAAAUGUAUAUCUUUUUCUAUGUAUGACGAGUGGAUGCGUGUACACUUACUGCAUGUAUUUCAAUGUACGAGUGCGUAUAGUUGUAUUUCUAGUAUGUAUGUAUGUAUGAAUGCAGUAUGAGGUUAUGUAUACUUCAGAAUGGACAACUAAUGUGUAUCUCCUUUUCUAUGUAUAUUUUAUUUCUAUUUGUCAGUGUGUAUAGUAUUUUUAUCAUGAAUGUUUGUAUGUAUGAGGGUAUGUAUGCUUAAAAUUCUUUGUAUGUAUGAGAAUAUGUAUAGUUACAGUUAUAUGCAUGUAUGAAUUGGUGAAAAUGUGUGUAUGUGUGUUUGUACGUCUGUCUGUCUGUCUGUCUGAGUGUAUGUAUGUAUGAAUGAGAUUAAGCACGCCCUUGUUUUUAUGUAUGAAUGAAUGUAGAAAAAGUAUAGACUUAGAAAUUUAUAUAAAAAAGUUAAUACAUGUAAACUGUGUGCGUGUAUGUAUGUAUGUAUGUAUGUAUGUAUGUAUGUGAGCAAAAGGGGUAAAAAGUAUACAUAUUUGUACAUAAGUCACCUGUAUACGUAAGAGUCACAGAAGUAUAAGUCAAAAUAUACGUAAGAUCAGAAAUUCAAAGUCCUUUCAAGUAUUUUUAAGUAAUUUUAAGUAUUUUUUUGGUAUUUUUUUUGGUAUUCGAUGUAUGAUUUAGGUCAGUGUGUAUUUGUACUGUAUUUUGGUAUUUUGAAGUCUACAUUAACACCACUUCUUAAAUAAGGGGAGAAGGUAGGAGAGAAGAAAAGGAAGAAGGAGGGAAUGAAAGAGGAAAUAAACGAGAGAGAGAAUGAAGGAAUGCAGAGAAGAAAGAGAGAAAGGAAGGAAAAUAAUGGAAAAUACAAUAAAUGAAGGAAUGAAGAAAGAAAUAAAGAAAUAAAAUGAAUGAACGAGGAAAUACAUGGACGAAAGAAGAAAAAAAAGAGAAUGAAAGAAAAUAAAUAAAAAAAGAAAAGAAACUAAUAAAAGAAUCCAACCACAGCCACCACCACCACCACCACCACCACCACAACAACAACAACAACAACAACAACAACAACAA